GGUGUGGCGUGCGGGGCCGAGCCGUGCCGUGUCGUGCAGUGAGGGGCUGCAGCGAGAUGCCGAGCGCCGCCAGCCGCGGCCAAGGCCAGGAUCGCCGCACGGAGAGCCAAGAGUCGUCGGCGGCCGAUGACUAUGCUAAGGAAAGAUAUGGAGUGUCACCAAUGAUACAAUCCCAAGAGAAACCAGAUAGAGUUUUGACUCGAAUAAAAGACUUGACAGCGGAGAAGGCUGAUGAAGUGGUUUGGGUUCGUGGCAGAAUUCAUACAAGCAGAGCUAAAGGGAAGCAGUGUUUCUUAGUCCUGCGUCAGCAGCAGUUUAAUAUCCAGGCUCUCGUGGCUGUGGGACAGCAUGCAAGCAAGCAGAUGGUAAAGUUUGCUGCCAACAUCAAUAAAGAAAGCAUUGUGGAUGUUGAAGGCAUUGUGAGGAAGGCAUAUCAGAAAAUUGGAGGCUGUACUCAGCAAGAUGUGGAGCUUCAUGUUCAAAAGAUCUACGUGAUCAGUGUAGCUGAACCCCGACUGCCCUUACAGCUGGAUGAUGCUGUUCGGCCAGAAGUGGAAGGAGAGGAGGAUGGAAGAGCUACUGUAAACCAAGACACAAGACUGGACAACAGAGUCAUUGAUCUGAGGACCUCCACUAGUCAGGCAAUCUUCUGCCUUCAGUCUGGUAUUUGUCAGCUUUUCCGAGAAACUCUUACUCGCAAGGGAUUUGUGGAAAUUCAGACUCCCAAAAUAAUUUCAGCUGCCAGUGAAGGAGGAGCCAAUGUAUUUACUGUGUCAUACUUCAAAAGCAGUGCCUACCUGGCUCAGUCCCCACAGCUGUACAAGCAGAUGUGUAUAUGUGCUGACUUUGAAAAGGUUUUCUGCAUUGGGCCAGUAUUUAGAGCUGAGGACUCCAAUACACACAGACACCUGACUGAAUUUGUUGGUCUGGAUAUUGAAAUGGCUUUUAACUAUCACUAUCAUGAAGUGGUAGAUGAGAUUGCAGAUACCUUGGUACAGAUAUUCAAGGGACUUCAGGAAAGAUUCCAAACUGAAAUUCAGACGGUGAAUAAACAGUUCGCAUGUGAGCCAUUUAAGUUUUUGGAGCCAACUCUGCGACUGGAAUACUGUGAAGCUGUGGCCAUGCUUAGACAGGCUGGUGUUGAGAUGGGUGAUGAAGAAGAUCUGAGCACACCUAAUGAAAAGCUCCUGGGACGCCUGGUAAAGGAGAAGUAUGACACGGACUUCUAUAUUCUUGACAAAUAUCCUCUUGCUGUGAGGCCUUUUUAUACAAUGCCAGACCCAGUAAACCCUAAAAACUCUAACUCUUAUGAUAUGUUCAUGAGAGGGGAAGAGAUCUUGUCUGGAGCUCAGAGAAUUCACGAUCCUCAGCUGCUGACAGAAAGAGCUCAGCAUCACGGCAUCGAUUUGGAGAAAAUAAAGGCUUAUAUCGAUUCCUUUCGCUUUGGUGCACCUCCACAUGCAGGUGGUGGGAUAGGGCUGGAAAGAGUAACCAUGCUGUACCUCGGGCUGCAUAACGUUCGGCAGACCUCCAUGUUCCCACGGGAUCCCAAACGACUGACACCCUGAGCUGCUUUGGGAAGUCUGAGAUCAUUUGCAGAUAUGAUACAAUUGCAAGCAUAUCCCCUGCUACUGAUGAACCUGUAUUGAUCUGAGCAUUAUAGUAUGCAAGUAAAAAACACCACAAAAGAUCUCAUGUACUGAAGUGCCACAAUGAUUUUUUUUUUUAUCCUUAGCUUUUUAUUCAAAAGAAACUAUAUUAACAGAUCAAGACUCUUUGUAUUGGCAGCUGUGGAUAUUUUUAAUGAAAAUGUGAUACUUGGAGUUAGUGUUCCAGUGUCACAUUGAAUUGUAUCAUGUUUCUAAACAUUUUAAUAAAUUAUGCAAUAAAAAUUCUGCAUUUUUAACUUCUGUCAGCAAGAUGGAAUAUUCUGAAAUACAGAACUGGCUGAAAGCUAAAAUAACUGGAUGCAUGCAAUUUAAAAACCAGGAGGAAACCAGCCAGUUGUUAAUUUACAUGAGUGUCAGGUAGUGAAGCAGGUGAGAAAAACAACAUUCUUAACAAAUGUCUUCAUAUGAAAUUGUGAAAAUAGACUGCAAUAAAUCUCACAAAGUAAAAC
Messenger RNA from Colius striatus (speckled mousebird), 2119 nucleotides. RefSeq names its product aspartyl-tRNA synthetase 1 (gene DARS1). The record is from RefSeq and is a predicted model, not a curated record. Gene Ontology annotation, cellular component: cytosol; cytoplasm; aminoacyl-tRNA synthetase multienzyme complex. The coding region runs from base 57 to 1568 and encodes 503 amino acids. Gene Ontology annotation, molecular function: RNA binding; aspartate-tRNA ligase activity; ATP binding. The transcript is spliced from 16 exons. Gene Ontology annotation, biological process: aspartyl-tRNA aminoacylation. NCBI's taxonomy places the organism in Eukaryota, Metazoa, Chordata, Aves, Coliiformes, Coliidae.